UCCGAGAAUUGACGAGAGUGAUUAUGCCAGCGAGACGAAUGAGGGGGAUAAUGGAGAAGUGAAAAGGCCCGUUGUGAAACUGUAAUUAUCUGACUUUUUCAACCAUGUUUUGGAGGUUUCUCGUUUUGAGCUUCCUCCUUGUGGUACCUGGAAGUCGGAUCUUUACAGCUGCCACUUUUGAGUUUCAACCAGAUUCUGCUCCUGAAAACGAUAAACUAAUCGCCAAAAUCAUCGAAGAACUGACAGAGCAGCAGAAGCUUGACAAUGCAUUGCAGCGGGGACCUGCCAUACAGGCCGACAAAAAGGGAGAGAACGCUGACCAGCAAGUCUCGGCCCAGGGCAACUCUCAGGGACUCAAUCUAGAACAAGUCGAACCCCAGUAUGUUCCUGCUGCACCAGGGGGGGACAUUCAAACUGACAAGCCGGAGAACGCUGCCCCUGAGACGCAUGCACCGCCUGGCAAGACAGCUCGUUUUCAUCACCCGGGCCCUUCUCAGGAAGAAGAGGGAUCCAAGUUUAUGGCAACCGAUGACAAAAAUUUUGUAUUUGUGUGUGCAGUUGCCACAGUAACAGGAUUCAUCGGAAUAUUGAUGGCUGGUGUCUGCUACUACAAAUUUCGUAAGAGCAGCAAAGCUGCCACGGAUGUAGAGUACCCGGCCUAUGGCGUGACAGGUCCCAUGAAGGAGCGAAUCCCCUCACCGGGCGACAGGAAGCUGGCACAGAGCGCUCAGAUGUACCACUACCAGCACCAGAAACAGCAGAUGAUUGCCAUGGAAAAAGCGAACGGGGACAUGAAGCACGACGCAUCGGAUGACGAUUCAGAAGAGGAUAAUGUGGAGGGAGACUACACUGUCUAUGAGUGUCCAGGCCUGGCUCCUACCGGAGAGAUGGAAGUGAAGAACCCACUAUUCCGUGGAGAUGAGACGCCGGUCACUCCUAACCAGGACAUUACAAGCCCACCCCAUGGCCGCAGCUCCCCGCCACAGAAUGAGGAGCACUAAGACGCAGCCGCCCUCCAUCUCUCUCACCCAGUUCACUCACUCACUUCCUGCAGCUAGAUGCAAUCAGGGAUUUUGUCCCACCCCUCCCUCUCUCCCCCCCUGACCACCACCCACCCCACACAUACAGACAUUCUGUUCUGGACUUAAUGAACUCUUAACAACUUUCAGCUUCAGUCUGUUGUGUCCACUGCUUAGACAGAGCGUCCAGACCUAGGGCAGAGAUAAAUAAAGCAAAGGGCUUAGCGUUUUGUGACCACGUGGGCUGUGGUAUUUGUCGGUGUUGUCUGGUGGUAUGUGUUCUGUUGUGAUAGUACACUGUGUCAUGAUAGCAUAAUGUGUCAGUCGAGUCUUGUGUUAAUGAUAGUAUCAUGUGUCACUCGUGAGUAUUGUUGUUUGGUGAAAUGUGCCAAAAACUUUUGUUUGUUCGUAGAAUGUCGAAAAAUGGGGUGGGACUGUGAACACCUUUAUUGGACAGAGGUUGUAUUCACUCUAAAAUCCGUAGGUUUUUUCGUUUUUGAGUCUGUGUGUGUGUGUACAUUUAUUGCAGAUUUAUGUUAUUUGUAGUUAGACCUGUUUUUAUAGGUACACCAUACCUUUUUUCAUGAAACGCAUCUAUUUAUCUUGUAGGUUGCUGGAAAAGGCCGAGGCGAAGUAUUAAAAAUAUAGGAAAA
Molecule: messenger RNA, 1672 nt
Organism: Aplysia californica (California sea hare)
Lineage: Eukaryota; Metazoa; Mollusca; Gastropoda; Aplysiida; Aplysiidae
Product: neural proliferation differentiation and control protein 1
Exons: 7
Coding region: 105-1001 (298 amino acids)
Cellular component (GO): membrane
Source: RefSeq, a predicted model, not a curated record